CAGCCAUUCCACUGCCUCCUGCACCUCAGUUGAUCUGAUCACCUUCAUCAUCUCCCCCGUCCUUUAUUCAACCUCUUCUUGCCACAACAUUGUCUGUAUCUAUCGAGCUAUUCCUCACCACCUCGUCUCCCCCACCCACCUGGCUGAUGCAGCUUGACUCCCACCGUCGUCAAUUGAGCAUCACCAUGCCUUGCCCAUGGUCCUCUCGUCGCUGCUCCUCGCGGGCGGCUGACGACUCCACUAUCACCAAUGCUCUCCCUUCUCCAACCUCUACACCCGAAGUCGAGGACUGGAAGAAGAUUCGCAGGUUCAAUCUGCGCAUGAUGAGAAAGCAGAUCCGCUGCGUCAUCCUGCUGAUGGCUCUCAUGGAAGCCCUCCGGGUUGGGCCACUGCAGAUUGUGUAUGCUGGCAAGCAUGAAUAUCCGGCUCCUGGAGAGGACGACUAUGGCAUUGCCUACACUGUCGGAUACUUCGUCAGCUGGUUGUACGUGUGCGUAUUCAUGAUAAUUUGGAUGCCGCUUUUCGAUUGGUGGGUUCCAAAAACCCUUCCCGGCUCUGACGACCCGUCCAAACCCUCAACGGCGAUGAAAGUUAUCUGCCUGCUUAAGAAGCUCAACAUGAUACUUCUUCCCAUUUCCAUCUGCGUCUCCCUCCUCACGUACGUCUACUACCUGGCACACACCUUCAUCUUCGUCGACUCUCGCACCCGCGGUUCCACCAGAUUCCCCAAAAACACACGUAAAAACUGGCUCGUUCGUGCUUUCAUGCUUCUCGGUAUCGCCAUUACCACGAGCUUGGGGUAUGGUGCGUUCCAGACACUUGAGAAAUUAGAUCUCGCACGGGUGAAGAAUAUUGAGUACGCUUUGAUUGUGGCUCCUGUGCAGAUCAACUUCGGUGUUCUUUUGGGAACCGUCAUGCAGUUCCGCAUGGAAAAAAGACUUGCACGCAAACAGGCACUGAAGUUGCAGGCUGCCAAAGUCGAGGACGGCCUUGUCGAGGAAAAGGCGGCCCUGAUCGAGGUCUAAACAGCCCUGUGACUGAUUGGGUCAGCACUGCAGCCUUUCCUUCGAUCACACUGCCUGCAUUGCUCAGUUACUGAGGACAAACGGUACCCACUUGGACACAUUUGCUAGGCAGUGGAGACCAGGAAGGGCUCAGAUGACAGCCCGAGUGAACAGUAACUGAUGGGCGGCGAUGGGCGUAGCACAAUGCCCAGAAAGACAGAGACGCGAAUUUUACUCUUUGUAACCGCCUGCACAGGCCCCGAAGGCGUCUAGGGAAAAUGAGGCCUUGGGAAGAAGGAGAUACGAGACAGACCAGUUGGAGAAAGUGGACAGCUAGGGUGCGUUGGCAUAAAUUGGCCUUUGGGGGCUGGAGUUACACGUUUCCAUUCAUUAUUAAAUAUUACGAUCGGUCAAUUGUUUCUUUGGCCCGUGUCUUCUGCGACCCAGUAUUCGAGGCAACACAGCAC
Messenger RNA from Cladophialophora immunda, 1471 nucleotides. RefSeq lists its product as uncharacterized. The record is from RefSeq and is a predicted model, not a curated record. The coding region runs from base 147 to 1025 and encodes 292 amino acids. NCBI's taxonomy places the organism in Eukaryota, Fungi, Ascomycota, Eurotiomycetes, Chaetothyriales, Herpotrichiellaceae. The transcript has 3 exons.